UAUAUAGAUCGUGUGCUGUGCCGUCCCUCCCACAGAGCGCAGUACAAAAACAUCAGCCAUCGGCCGGAGAGCACGCGAGAAAUCAGUUCGUCCGACGACAUGGCGGCCGGAGCAGCUGGAGGAGGGAGUGACGAGCUCAAGCUGCUGGGGGUCUGGGUGAGCCCGUUCGUGCACCGGGUGCAGGUCGCGCUGCACCUCAAGGGGCUCACCGGCUACGAGUACGCCGAGGAGGACCUCACCAACAAGAGCGACCUCCUCCUCGCCUCCAACCCCGUCCACACCAAGGUCCCCGUGCUCCUCCACGCCGGCAAGCCCGUCUGCGAGUCCAUGCUCAUCGUGCAGUACCUCGACGAGGCCUUCCCCGGCUCCGGCCCCGCCCUCCUCCCCGCCGACCCCCACGACCGCGCCGUCGCUCGCUUCUGGGCCGCCUACGCCGACGACCAGUUCUUUGCCUCGUGGAUCAAGGCGUUCGUGGGGACGACGGACGAGGAGAGGGCGGCGGCGACGGAAGCCGCGGUGGCAGCGCUGCAGAAGAUGGAGGGCGCGUUCGGCGAGUGCUCCAAGGGCAAGGCCUUCUUCGGCGGCGACGGCCCGGGGUACGUGGACAUCGCGCUCGGCGGGUUCGUCGCGUGGAUACGCGCGUUCCACGCGGUGGCCAGCGUGAACCUCCUGGACGCCGCCCGGACCCCGUUGCUGGCGGCCUGGGCGGAGCGCUUUGCCGCUCUCGACGCCGCCAAGGAGGUCAUCCCGGACGUCGACCGCAUCGCCGAGUUCGCCAAGCACGAUCUGCUGCCGCUGCUCCAGAAACUGCAUCCGAAAAACUGACCAGUGAUACACAGUAGUGGUCGAGCGAGCCAGCCAUUUAAGGCGGAUUAUACUGCUAGCAGCACGCCUCGAAUUGGUGGCGGUGCUGCUGCUCGAAAGAAGGAUGCACAGUGGUUCAGAAAAAAAUGCGGUACUCAGCACUUCUGCAUGUAUCUUCUUCAUGUGUGACAUUACAAAGAUAAUAAAAGUGCCUUUUUCAAAUA
Messenger RNA from Aegilops tauschii subsp. strangulata, 1028 nucleotides. Its product is annotated as probable glutathione S-transferase GSTU6. Lineage: Eukaryota; Viridiplantae; Streptophyta; Magnoliopsida; Poales; Poaceae. Gene Ontology annotation, biological process: glutathione metabolic process. Gene Ontology annotation, cellular component: cytoplasm. The record is from RefSeq and is a predicted model, not a curated record. Gene Ontology annotation, molecular function: glutathione transferase activity.